GCAUGCUUUAGUGUGUUACCGGCCGGCGUACGCGUAUGACGUGAUGUUCCGUGCGCGCGUGUAUCUUACGAUCAUUUUUAUCGCUGCAGAAAACUACCACUUCUAUUUUACUGCUUAAUGCGAUUUCACGCGUACAGUGUGCAUUUUAUGAUAUCGUUAAUAUUUUUAUCAGUGCGAUGUCUUUUAACCGUUGUUUAAACCAUCUCAUAAACUCUUCGUGUCAGUGAUUCAAGUGUUUUUGGUUAAAUUUCUGGACAACUUUUACUUGUUAAUAUGCCGUUCGUUCAACGUUCUGUCCAACCUGUCCGCUUGAGCAGGGUUAAAUUGCACGAUGAUAAUGGCGCACCGACUGUGAAUGACCGAGAGCUUGACGCAGUCACAAAUUUUACGCUGAGUAAUGCCCUCAGACAAAUGGCAUCCGUAGCCACGCUUGCCGAUGAAGUUUUUCGUGAUCUACGAAGCCAACUCUUGGAUGUGGCCACUAGAUCAGCCAAUCUCAAGUGCCGAGUGAAAGCUCUUGGAGAACUUGUAGAUAGAACAGAUCCAAAAGCCGUUACAGUCCCUGAAAGUGAUCUCACAGCGUUUAGUUUGCGGACCGAACAUUUUAAGAGUAAACAAUUAGAUACCAAGAACUUGUUGUCGGCAGAGAAUAGACCUGCUUGGGUGAAAAGAUUAUAUGAACAAGCCGGCGUUCCCAAUAAAGUGUACGAAUUUAAACAUCAAGUCCACAGAACAACAUCUAGAAGAAAACGUUCAUUGGACGACAGUUGUUUACCUAACGAUAUAGAGCUUAGAAAGCCUGCAGCGUUAACUAAUCUACGGCCAUGGACUUCCGAAGAAGUACUUGGUGACAUUACAGUUGCUCCAGAUUGUUCGUCUCGAAUUCCCAGAGAUCCAAGUCCGUCGUUCACUGAUCAAGUGGAUCACCAAUUACCAUCGCCAGAAGAACAACAACACGUAAUAGCACUCAAAUUCCCGCCACAAGUUGUUGAAGUUGACGUUUCCGGAAAAAGCUUUAAUCGUAUGAGUGCUCUAAGAAGAUCUCUCCAAAACGUUGAGUACGAAACGUCUGUAAGAAGAAGAAAGAGUAGAAGACCUCGUGGAAAGAGAAGAAAUACAAUUGCCGGUACUGAUCAAAAAGAGCUUGAAGCGGUCAUUGGAUCUUUGUCGGAUAGCAACAAAGACUCAGAUGAUAUGGUUUCGAGCAGCAUGGCCGUUGUGGUGACUGAAAAGAAAUCUAAUCUUGAUUUGCUUAAAGACUGGGGUAGAACGAGGCUGAAACACUUCAAGAACAUGGAAACCUCGGGUAUGACAGCCGUCAAACUUAGAGAAAAAGGUAAGCUAGGCUUGACGAGAAGAAAAUGGGACAAUAAAGAUGAGCCCGUACAUUCAUCGUCAGGCAAUUGGUCUGCUAGCUCAGAGAGCGGACAAUCAACUUCAACUAGUCACGUACCUAGAUCUAGUGUCAGCAGUGGUAGUGGUAGUACCAAGCCGACUUAUCACGGCGGUAGUUCCAUUACUAGUGAUGAAGGUGAAACCGGAUCUACUUACUCAUGUGAUACUGAGGGUUAUUAUACUUCUUUUCACUUGGACAGUGGUCUAAAAACACUGCGUGAAGAGGAGCUACCCCAACCUAUGUCAGCUUUACAUACGACGUCUGCACUUAGUCCUAGUUUCCAAUCAUCGUUAGCCGAAAGUGAAUAUGAUAUAUUUGGCAGAGGCAGCACUUCAACUACAGCUAGUUCAGCUGGUACCGUUUGUACGUCUUUAAUGAUAUCUCCUCCUAAUGUACCUGAACGAGGAGAUAGCAAACUUUCUGAUAAAACCGAUCUAUAUGGUGGUUCACUACCAGACCGUAAUUUACACGCUAGUUGUCAACUUAAAGAUCUAAUGUACGACAAAUCUAAAACGGCACCAUCACGUUUAACUAAAGAGAAUAUUACUAGGUACAAAGAAGAGCGAUUAAUGAUAGAUGUCAAGCCUCGACCUAAUCUAGAAACUUGCGGUGAUUCGCCUGACAGCGGACACAAUACGUGCAGCUCACCGGUUGACUCUAUCACCAACCCAUCGGUAGACUUAGAAAUGUCCGAAUGUUCUGACCUAGAAGGUAUUGAUCGUGUAGAAAGACUAAGGGUAAAGACGACAAUCAACACCAGUCGUAUACCGUCAAUGUGCGUUAUCACACCUCCUAUGAGUGAUGACGAAGUGAGUCUUAAAACAUUGCGACAAACAGAAACUGAAGACUACGGGGAGUAUGUAACCUUAGCACAUAUCAUGCCAGAGGUAGCCACUGUUGUCGAAGCUACUACAAAUAUAAGAGAUUUUGUACACCUAAAUGAGUUACCGGCAGGUUCAAUUGAUAGAAAAAAGAGUCAAGGAGCUAGGGUUACAUUAAACUCCGAAGGUAAAGUAAUAUAUUCAUCCGACAGUCUUAAACGAAGGAAAAAGAUACAUACAACUAACACUUUUGAACCGGGACCUUGUGUUAAUGCCAAUGUUGAAAUGAGGCCAACAAAUAUCAACAAUAUUAUUUCACAAGCUAUACCACGUACACCACUCAACGUUAGACCCGUUUCCAAGCAAAUUUUACCUAUACAAAAGACGGCAACGAUUUCGAAAAGUAAUAGUGGCUUUGCUCAAAAUCCCCACACCAACAAACCAAUAAAUCCUGGACCAAUUGCUCAACUCAAGCCAUUGGUUCCUAUACCAUUGGCUUGUUCUCCCAGUGUAAGGCGUUCCAGAGCUGCCGUUCCUCUUAUGCCGGUCACCGGUAAUCCUACCGUAAUUCGCCACUCACCUCGGGUAGUAUUACCGGACAGUUUUAAGAAUACGAAUUGUGGAAAACCCGUUUCACCAUUGAUAUCACCUACCCGACGUAGUCUUUCGCCCAAAGAGGUGGUCAAAGGGGCAUAUGUCCGAAUGCAAGAUCCUACGGAUUGUCUUGAGACAAGUCUAGACGACACUAUGAAGUCUGUGAUAAAGCGCAGCGAUAGCUAUAGAUUAGCAAACACUAAUAGUCCACGGUUGACCAAGUCACCAAAUAUGUUGAUAGCACUGCAAAAAGCCCGCAGCGAGAAUGUUCAAGGAAACUGCAAUAAAACGCCCACCAAAAACAACAAUAGUUGUGGUGCGGCCGACAGCAGUAACGUGUCGGCAUCGACUCCAGUCAAAGCUAAUGGUACGCCUAGUCUAAUCGACAUGAGCAGCAACAACCUUUCGCCUAUCCAACGGAGCCCUACGACGGCCUAUAACAAACCUUCGCCCGUUGGACUUCAGCCAUCUAACAAUGUGAGCAAACGAUCUCCUCCGCCAGCUGUCACGGUACGUCCGGCGUCCGGUCGGUCAGCAAUGGACCUAUACGCGGCCAUACACGAGUCCAAGAAGCGAUUGUUGGGUGCCCAACAAGCUCCGGUAUCUCAGCCGAUACAAGGUACUCCUGUGCCGAAAAUAGAAAUCAAACGACCCGAACGACAAUCUGACCGAGUGCACCGCAAAGAAAACAACCCGACAGCGGCUCGGUACGAUUUCAAACGGUUACUGUUACAGGCCAACAUGUCUAGUGGUCGUCGUACCGGAGGACAGUCGGCUGUAACGCGACUUCAACAGCCCCUGCCACCACCACCGCCACCGCCGCCAUCCAAACCGACCGUCAUUCAGUCCAACAGACUCGCCGCACCGCUUCAGUCUAGGAUGUUACAAGUAACCAGUAGAGUUGGAAAAGUACCAUCGUGGAGCAAGUCGAACGUUCUCUCCUCGACAAUACAGGAAGAUUGUCGUGAGGAAGAGGACGAUUACGGCUCAGCCUUACCGAAGUCUUCAGCACUCGUUAAGCGCACACUAAAAGAUUUCACAGACAAUAAUACUUACUCGAUGAAGAUUAGUUCACAACCCGUGAUCCCGGGCACCGGCACUACUUUGGAAACGGCUCUUUGAUGUCUUCCCGUUGCUUUAACUGUUUUUAUUAUUAAAAAAAUUAUAAAAUUACUAUUUUUACACAUUACAAUCUCAUGUUCCUCGCGGAAACAUUUUUUCUUGUUUCCACGACCGUUAAAAUGGUUUUUUGUUCUGGAAAACAAUUUAUAAUAAUCUGCGUAGUAAUUAUAUUAUGACAUAUCGAUAACUUUAUUGACUUCGGAUAUAUAUUUUUUACUGACACUGGUAUCUACAUUUUUUAUUACAUCAUAUUUUCCUAAAAAAUAAAUUGUUAUUUUUCGCAUAAUAAUUGUGUUUGGUAACAAAAUAUUCUAAAUAGUAUCUAUAAUUAAAUAAAUAGUAUUGUAAAAAAUUAAGUCAUAACUUAAUAUAU
Messenger RNA from Daktulosphaira vitifoliae (grape phylloxera), 4306 nucleotides. RefSeq lists its product as uncharacterized. NCBI's taxonomy places the organism in Eukaryota, Metazoa, Arthropoda, Insecta, Hemiptera, Phylloxeridae. The record is from RefSeq and is a predicted model, not a curated record. The coding region runs from base 274 to 3933 and encodes 1219 amino acids. The transcript is spliced from 8 exons.